This is a messenger RNA of Phaedon cochleariae (mustard beetle), 1182 nucleotides long. The record is from the annotation of a GenBank genome assembly. NCBI's taxonomy places the organism in Eukaryota, Metazoa, Arthropoda, Insecta, Coleoptera, Chrysomelidae.
UUUAACUAGAUUUUCAUUAGACUGUUAUCAGCAGUAGCUGAUGACUUAUUAUGAAAAUAUGUUUUGGGCGAUAUAUUUAUUGAGAAUUUUGUUACAGAAGAUGAAAACUGAAGAUAAGAAUAACAUGCCAAAGGUCCGAAUUGCAGUCAUUGGAAAAUCUAACGUUGGAAAAUCAGCUCUCACCGUACGAUAUUUGACUAGACGUUUCAUCGGAGAAUACAGAAGUAACACAGAUCUUUUAUACAAACAAACCCUGAACGUGAACAAUUCCUCUUUGGACGUGGAAAUAGUGGACGUAUGCAGCGGCGAAAUUCAAGCGUUUCCAGAAGAGGCCAUCUAUUGGGCUGACGCAUGCGUAGUGGUGUACGACAUAACGUGCAGAAAUUCCUUCACCCAAGCCGCAGAUAUGCUUCAAAGAGUUUUGCAGCUCAGAAACCAGAUCCCUACGGUAUUGCUGGGAAACAAAGCUGAUCUCGAACACCUCAGACAGAUCGAGGAACUAGAAGGCCAUACCGUAGCGAUCCAGAACAACUGCCACUUCCACGAGGUCUCAGUAGCAGACAACUCUUCCGCCAUUUACGCCUCCAUUGAUGCUCUGCUGGCCGAAUGUCGGUCCGCCCAAUCCACCCAAAAAACGAGAAAGUUUUCGGUUUCAAAGAUGUUCGGUACUCUGAUAGGGACAGCUAAUCACAACAAGAGUUCCCAGAAUACGACGCAAGGGGGCACUGUGGUCGUGUGCCACAAGUCGGACUUGUACAAGUCGCGGGUACUCCGAAGAAGGCAGAACUUCACUGCCACGGCCUCGCUUUGACUGUCGACGAGCAAGGAGCCUGCUGAGGCUCGAUGAAUUUGGAUCAGGAGCUGAGCCCUGAGGGGGACCGAUAGGCUCGGUGGUUUUGGGGGUUCCCAGUUUUAUGGGGACGCAGACCAGACCGAGGGUUGUACAGCUGUAUUAUUUUUCUGUAUAUGAUGACGGAAUGUGAUAGAUGAUGACGAGAUGAAUGACGAUAUUGAGAUAUGGUGGGAAUAAGUCGAAUGCAAAAGCUGAAGGGUUUCACCUACUUAUUUGUUUGUUUCAAAAUAAGAAUCCAGGUAUUUUUCAAGCUCCACGAGGGAUGGAUCAUCCUGUAUAUUUUUCAAGACUUUUUGGGUUCAUAGGUCCAGCUAAACAUUAAUUGAACU